Poeciliopsis prolifica (blackstripe livebearer) is the source of this 4726-nucleotide messenger RNA. RefSeq names its product ras GTPase-activating protein nGAP-like. NCBI's taxonomy places the organism in Eukaryota, Metazoa, Chordata, Actinopteri, Cyprinodontiformes, Poeciliidae. The record is from RefSeq and is a predicted model, not a curated record. Gene Ontology annotation, biological process: regulation of GTPase activity.
GGAAUUAUGACCCAUCCAGAACCCGGCUGUAGAACCGGCGGAGUCGCUGCGCCGUGAACCGAGCCCGUCAGGUCUGGACCAUGAGUGGGAGUGGAAGUCACCCUGAGGGCCUCGAGGGCCCGGUUCAGCCCGGUCCGAACCGCCGGCACCUCUACAGGAAACCCUGGAGGGCGUUUGAGCCUGAGCUCGGUUCUGAGCAGCCAUUGGACCGAUACCAGUGGAGAACAUCUGAAGACCAGAACCAGGAGCGCCCUCAGCUGUUCGGCCUGCUCAAAACCAGCACUUUGCCCCGGCGUCGGAACCAGAACCAGGAUCCGGACAAGCAUGGAUCCCUGCGCCGGAUCAUUCCCUUCUUCCGGUCCAUGUCAGAACCUGGUGCCGCCGGCGGCUCGGACAGAACGCCGCUCAGGAAAGCCGGAUCAGACGCCGAGCGCAGAGCGCCGUCCAUCAGCAGCUUCAUCACGACGCUGUCCCGCCGGAUCAGCCGGGUUCUGAGAGACGAGUCGGAACCAGAGUCCGACGUGAAGGGCCCGCCGGCCCACCGCUUCUCCUGCGGUCAGAGCCCGUACUCGGACGGCGCCGCCUGGGAGCGAAGGUUCUGCAUCCUGACGGACAGCCAGCUCAUCCUGCUCAACAAGGACGAGGAGGCAGCGGACGCCCCGGACGCCCCGGCCGACCCCUCCACGGCCCGGAGCCUCCGCCGCACCGUCAGCGUCCCCUCAGAGGGACAGUUCCCGGAGUUCCAGCCAGAGGGCGCCAGCGUGCUGGAAGUGUCUUCGGAGCGUUCUCCGAGGAGGAGGAGCAUUUCCGGUUUGGGCAGCUCAGAGAAGAACCUCGCGGCCGACAAUCCCAACUCUUCUCCUUUCAAAGUGCCGAACUUCUUCAGCAAACGUCUGAAAGGCUCCAUCAAGAGAACCAAGAGCCAGACCAAACUGGACCGGAACACCAGCUUCAGACUGCCGUCGCUGCGGCCCGCCGAGCCGGACAGGGCCCGCGGGCUGCCCCGGCUGAAGGAGACGGUUUCCCAUGAGUCCUUGCUGAGCCCCGGCGGCGCCGCCGAGGCUCUGGACCUCAGCAUGGAGGAGGACGUGUUCAUCAAGCCUCUGCACAGCAGCGUCCUGGGCCAGGAGUUCUGCUUCGAGGUGACCUACGCUGGAGGCAGCAAGUGCUUCAGCUGCACGUCGGCCUCGGAGCGAGACAAGUGGAUGGAGAACCUGAGGAGAACCGUCCAGCCCAACAAGGACAACUGCCGGCGGGCGGAGAACCUGCUGCGCCUGUGGAUCAUCGAGGCCAAAGACCUGGCGCCCAAGAAGCGCUACUUCUGCGAGCUGUGCCUGGACGACGUGCUGUACGCCCGGACCAGCAGCAAGGCCCGGUCCGACAGCCUGUUCUGGGGCGAGCACUUCGACUUCAGCGGCCUGCCGGCCGUGCGCAGCGUCACCGUGCACAUCUACCGCGACGGCGACAAGAAGAAGAAGAAGGACAAGAACAACUACGUGGGCCUGGUGAACAUCCCGGUGGCCGGCGUGACGGGCCGCCACUUCGUGGAGAAGUGGUACUCGGUCAGCACGCCGACCGCCAGCAAGGCCAAGGGCGGCGGCCCGUCCAUCCGGAUCAUCCGCUUCCAGACCAUCUCCAUCCUGCCCAUGGAGCGGUACAAGGAGUUCGCCGAGUUCGUCACCAACAACUACGGCACGCUGUGCUGCGUGCUGGAGCCCGUCAUCAGCGUCCGCAACAAGGAGGAGAUGGCCUGCGCCCUGGUCCACAUCCUGCAGAGCACGGGCCGGGCCAAGGACUUCCUGACCGACCUGGUGAUGUCAGAGGUGGACCGCUGCGCCGACCACGACGUCCUGAUCUUCAGGGAGAACACGCUGGCCACCAAGGCCAUCGAGGAGUACCUGAAGCUGGUGGGGCAGAAGUACCUCCACGACGCCCUGGGUGAGUUCAUCAAGGCUCUGUACGAGUCGGACGAGAACUGCGAGGUGGACCCGAGCCGAUGUUCCGGCGGCGACCUGUCGGAACAUCAGAGCAACCUGAAGAUGUGCUGCGAGCUCGCCUUCUGCAAGAUCAUCAACUCCUACUGCGUUUUCCCCCGGGAGCUGAAGGAAGUGUUUGCGUCGUGGAAGCAGCAGUGGGCCCGCGGCCAUCCUCAUGACAUCAGCAAGCGUCUGAUCAGCGCCUCGCUCUUCCUGCGCUUCCUGUGCCCCGCCAUCAUGUCGCCGUCGCUCUUCAACCUGAUGCAGGAGUAUCCCGACGACCGGACCUCCAGGACGCUCACGCUCAUCGCCAAGGUCAUCCAGAACCUGGCCAACUUCACCAAGUUCGGGAACAAGGAGGAGUACAUGGCCUUCAUGAACGACUUCCUGGAGCACGAGUGGGCCGGGAUGAUGCGCUUCCUGUCGGAGAUCUCCAACCCGGAGACUCUGUCCAACACGCCGGGCUUCGAGGGAUACAUCGACCUGGGCCGCGAACUGUCGGUGCUGCACACCCUGCUGUGGGAGGUGGUGUCCCAGCUGGACAAGGCCACCGUAGCGAAGCUGGGCCCGCUGCCGAGGAUUCUGGGAGACAUCUCCCGCUGCCUGUCGGCGCCGACGCCCAUCCAGCAGCAGUUGAGGCGCUUCCAGGACAGCAGCCCCGCCCACAGCGGCAGCGUGGCGUCUGGGCUGCAGCGCAUCUUUGAGGAUCCCACCGACAGCCGCAGCCUUCAGUCUCUGGUCGGUGAGCAGACCGAGGCUUACGGUCGAAGCCAGCGCCCCCUGCUGGCCGGCCAGGAGGAGCGGGACGGCCUGCUGCCCACCGGCCGCAGCGUGUCUCUGGUGGACCUGCAGGACCCUCAGAGCCUUCAGGGCCCCAAAGGGCCCCACGAGGCCCCUCCCCGCCUCAGCGGCUCCCAGGCCUCUCUUGGCCACGCCCCGCCCCCGGCGACGUACCCCCACUCCAACCCGGUGACCCCUCAGCCGGCCACGCACCAAUCCAAAGCCCCGCCCAGAGACGGCCAGCCGCAGAGCGCGCCGCAGGUGAGGCGUCCGCUGCCGCCGCUCGGCCAGCAGCGCAGCCUGCAGCCGCUGUCCUUCCAGAACCCCGUCUACCACCUGAGCAACGCCGCCCGCUCCGCCCGCUCCCUGCAGCGCGACUCCAGCUCCGACAACCUGAGCACCGAGAGCUCGCGCAACAGCCACAGCAACUCGGACGACUUCGGCAGCCAGGUGGGGGGCAAAGGUCGCGUGGCGUCCAACAGCAGCCUGGACGAGGUCGGCAGCAGGCGGAGCACCCAGAGCGAAGACUGCUCCACCCCACGCCGCCACCCGCCGCCCGACCCGCCGCUGGGCGUCGCCACCGCUGUGGCGGUCCCCCGCCAGACUGCCACGGCGGGCACCGCCCACAUCGUCAAGGUGGAACAGCAGAGCCGCGGAGGGGCGGCCAGGACGCCGCGCUCUCAGCCUCAGAGCGCUUCGCUGCGAAGCAGCAGCAGCACCAACACCGAGCCGACGCCCUCCACCCGCCAGCCGUCCGUUGGCGCCCUGGAGAACGUUCCUCCGCCCUGCCGGAGCGGCGCCAAGCAGGCGCCUCAGGUGGGAACGCCAGUGGAGGCGGCGGCCAUGUCUCCGGUGGAGCGAACGGCGGCGUGGGUCCUGAACAACGGCCAGUAUGAGGAGGAGGAGGGAGGAGAGGAAGGCCGGAAAGCAGAGAAGUACGAGCUGGAGAUCUCCCGGUUGAAGGAGCGUCUGCGCGUGUCGGGUCGCCGUCUGGAGGAGUAUGAGCGCCGCCUGCUGGCUCAGGAGCAGCAGAUGCAGAAGCUCCUGCUGGAAUAUAAGAACCGCCUGGAGGACAGCGAGGAGCGUCUGCGGAGGCAGCAGGAGGAAGACUGCCAGAUGAAGAGCAUCAUCUGCAGGCUGAUGGCGGUGGAGGAGGAGCUGAAGAGGGACCACGCAGAGAUGCAGGCGGUGAUCGAAGCCAAGCAGAAGAUCAUCGACGCUCAGGAGAAGCGGAUCGACUCCCUGGACGCGGCGAACUCUCGGCUGAUGGCGGCGCUGACGCAGGUGAAGGAGCGUUACAGCGCGCCCAGCGUCCGCAACGGCCUGUCGCCGAACAACCCCACCAAGCUGUCCAUCACUGAGAACGGAGAGUUCAAGAACAGCAGCUGCUGAUUGGCCCACGCAGGUUCAGAGGCGGAGCCUACGAUUGACUCCGCCCACUUCUCUGUGAUAGGCUGUGGACAUUUAAAGAGACAGAACCAAUUUCUGGUGUAAAUAGUGAAGGCUGAGCUGAUUGUUGUACAGACAGAGAGAGAGAGAGUGUGUGUGUGUGUGUGUCUAUGUGUGUGUGUGUCUGUGUGUGUGUGUGUGUGUGUGUCUAUGUGUGUGUGUCUGUGUGUGUGUGUGUGUGUGUCUAUGUGUGUGUGUGUGUGAGUGUGUGUGUCUCUGUGUGUGUGUGUGUGUGUCUGUGUGUGUGUGUGAGUGUGUCUCUGUGUGUGUGUGUGUCUCUGUGUGUGUGUGUGUGUGUGUGAGUGUGUGUGUGUGUCUGUGUCUGUGUGUGUCUCUGUGUGUGUGUGAGUGUGUGUGUGUGUGUGUGUGUGAGUGUGUGAGUGUGUGUGUGUGUGUGUCUGUGUCUGUGUGUGUCUCUGUGUGUGUGUGUGUGUGUGAGUGUGUGUGUGUGUGUGAGUGUGUGUGUGUGUGUGUGUGAGUGUGUCUCUGUGUGUGUGUGUGUCUCUGUGUGUGUGUGUGUG